This is a messenger RNA of Dinoponera quadriceps, 1216 nucleotides long. Its product is annotated as zinc finger protein 524-like. Gene Ontology annotation, molecular function: DNA-binding transcription factor activity, RNA polymerase II-specific; sequence-specific DNA binding. The record is from RefSeq and is a predicted model, not a curated record. The transcript has a single exon. NCBI's taxonomy places the organism in Eukaryota, Metazoa, Arthropoda, Insecta, Hymenoptera, Formicidae. Gene Ontology annotation, cellular component: nucleus. Gene Ontology annotation, biological process: regulation of transcription by RNA polymerase II. Bases 232 to 888 code for a protein of 218 amino acids.
UCUCGUCGCGGAGCAGCUCGAACCAAGCGUUUCACCGUAGUAGAAUAACUUUGCCGAGUUCGCCGCGGAACGUCGUCCGUAAGCAUGAUCCCGACGGUACGAAUCGAGUUGAGAGCUCGGCACGCAGGAUCGGUGGGACGCGAUCCGCGAUAUCAGCAUUGAUUCACCCGUGUCGUCGGGAAGCGCCAGGGUCACGUUCCCCUCGAUGCCGCGUGCAGAGAUACCGCGAGGAUGCCGCCGAGCGAUGACAGAGCGAUGACCGGGCGAGCGAGCGAGCAAGUGAGCUACUGUCUCUUCCUCAAAAAUUUAAUCUCCUUACCACCUUCGCGCCCCCGCCGGCGCUGGGUCCUUGUUGCAGGCACUGGCACUCACCGUCAUAUGGGAGCUCUCCUGUCGUUGCUACGUUCUGACUAUAAGCAGCAGCAUCCACCAUCGACGAAGAAGCACCGUUCUUCCGCGCCGACGGUGAUGACGCGUUCCUCCAUAGCUAUCACGAACAGACGGGCGAGCAACAGCAAUGCUGGCGACCAUAAUAACUACGACGAAGGCAGCGGCGGUGACGGUGGCGGCGGUAGUGGCGGACGUAGCGGAGCGUCCGCCCGUGAAGUCGUCUUCCCGGACUCGUUCGAGGUGUUACCGCAGCCGCACGAUCUCAAUGCUGUCUACAUGGGUGUACCUCAUGAGCAGCAACGGAAGUUCCGUUGCCGUUUCUGCGGUAAGGGCUAUCGCUGGAAGAGCACGAUGCGUCGCCACGAGAUGGUGGAGUGCGGCGGCAAGCCGCCGGCUUUCCAAUGCCCGGAGUGUCCCUACAAGGCGCGACAGCGCGGCAACCUAACCGUACAUUUUAAACGGCAUCAUCAGAAAAUAGUUUACGAUGAGAGCGUUUAAGGACGUGAACGCGAUCGGCUGAACGCACUCUCGUAGGUCUUCCUCUAUCCACAUUCAGAGAAAGAAUUGAGGCUCAGACACAAAUGAAAGGAAUGAGGGACAAAGAAUUCAAUAUAAGAGAAUUAGGAGCGAAGAAUUAAGUUUCAAUGUAUGGAUAACCGUGCUCACAAUAAAGGAAUAGGGAACUAAGAUUGAGAACACUGUCGAAAUUCUAUUUCUUAUAACUUGUAUACGGGAAAUAAGAAUUAGCUGCCAUAACUAAAACUAGCUGUCUAUAUAAUGCAACUGAAAUUUACCAAACCUAAUUACUAGCUGUGAGAGCUAAUUA